Oncorhynchus tshawytscha (Chinook salmon) is the source of this 1130-nucleotide messenger RNA. RefSeq names its product tubulin polymerization-promoting protein family member 3. The transcript is spliced from 4 exons. The record is from RefSeq and is a predicted model, not a curated record. Lineage: Eukaryota; Metazoa; Chordata; Actinopteri; Salmoniformes; Salmonidae. Gene Ontology annotation, molecular function: tubulin binding. The coding region runs from base 158 to 694 and encodes 178 amino acids. Gene Ontology annotation, biological process: microtubule polymerization; positive regulation of protein polymerization; microtubule bundle formation. Gene Ontology annotation, cellular component: microtubule.
UUCUGCUCUCCAUCUCCAUCUCCCUCUCUUCUCUGUACAUCGCUAUCAUCAUUGUGAAGGUGGUGUGAGUGGCAGGGCUAGGAGGAAGACACACAGCAUCAGCACAGGCAUCCCCAACAUCAUCAUCACUCAGAAUUCCUUCACCUAACAGGGCAGAAUGGCAGAGGGCUCCGUAUCAGUAGCAGAGGUGGAGACGUCCUUCAAGAAGUUUGCCAUUCAUGGGGACACCAAGGCUACUGGGAAGGAGAUGAACGGGAAGAACUUUGCCAAACUCUGCAAGGACUGCCGGGUCAUCGACGGCAAGAACGUCACUGCCACCGAUGUGGACAUUGUCUUCACUAAAGUCAAGGCGAAGACAGCUCGUGUGAUCGCCUUUGAGCAGUUCAGCCAGGCCCUGUCAGAGUUGGCCCCGAAGCGUUUUAAAGGGAAGUGCCAGGAGGAGGCGCUGCAGCAGCUCUACGGCCUCAUAGCAGGGAGGGAGCCUGCCAACGCUGGUGUCACUAAAGUGGCCAAGGCAGGGGCGGUGGACAGACUGACAGACACCACCAAAUUCACAGGGGCACACAAGGAGCGGUUUGACGAGUCGGGCAAAGGGAAGGGCAAGGCCGGGCGAGUAGACAUUCCAGAUGCCAGUGGCUAUGUGGGUGCCUACAAGGGCAAGGGCACCUAUGAGGAUAAGGUCAAGGAAGCAUAGGCAGGACAGAGGGAGAGAGAGAUAUGCUCAGUCAGUUACCCCAAAUACCCCCCCUAAAUAGUGUAAUUUAAGUGAGAACUUGUGUAAAUGUAUAUUAAUGCACAUACUGCGCAGGUAGGAUGGGCUGGUCAGUCACUGAGUCAAAGUAUUAUAUAUCCUUUAACGUUGCAUGUUGGGGUGGUGGUUGUUAUGAUGGGGAGGUGUAAGGGUGAGGAGUAAACCUGGAUAGAAAACAAAACAGUGACCAAAUUCUAUGUCAAUAAAAACGUGAAUAAUAUUUAGAUAUAUUCACCUUCCCAAACGCUCCAACCUCUGACCCUAUCCCUCCCAGCUUCACUAGAUGCCUCUGUAUGAGUCGUUUUUACUUGUUUAUGUGUUGUGUAUAAUAUAUACUGAACAGAAAUAUAAACGCAUCAUGCAACAAUGUCAACAAUUU